Clupea harengus (Atlantic herring) is the source of this 701-nucleotide messenger RNA. RefSeq names its product apolipoprotein C4 (gene apoc4). NCBI's taxonomy places the organism in Eukaryota, Metazoa, Chordata, Actinopteri, Clupeiformes, Clupeidae. The record is from RefSeq and is a predicted model, not a curated record.
UGUCCUCCCACUCUCCACAAAACAAAUCCAGAACACGGGCACACAGAUCGGCACAUAUAGAUCGGCACAUACAGAUUCGAAGCUCUGAAUUCCUCUCGGGAUUAAUAAAGUAUCCAUCUAUCUAUCUAUCCAUCUAUCAAUAGUUAAAGCAAGUUGUCUACAUCUGCAUCUCGGAUCAACUCUAUUCUGAGAAGAAAAGUCGAUAUUUUUUAAGGAAUCAUGUCGAAGAAUUUGGCAGUACUUGCCAUCAUCUUUAUAUUGCAAGGGUACAUACAAGGUUCCACACCACCACCAGAGAGUGAAUCUCCAGGAGUUAUACAGCGCUCCAGAGAUUUAUAUUGGUCAACCGUGGAGCGUGUGCAGAGCGUUGGGGAGAUGGUGAAGGGCUUAGCUGAGAUGUACUAUGAGGACCAUGUGAAGGGACGCGUGGACCCUUACCUCACUUGGCCCUCGUUCAACUACACCUCCGCAUGGAACAGAGUCAAGGCCAGGGUGCCAUGGAGUAGCGGAGACUAGCUGCAGCCAGGUCCCGGGCCCAUAAGCAUCAGUCAGCGGUCCCCCCCCCCCCCCCCCCGGCGCACAUUUAGGCUAUCCAUCAUCUUAAGUGGAAUUGAUCUGGGGCCUUCAAUAAUAUGUAACUUGUGGGGUUUAAUGGGUUGCGGAUCGUACGGUGACGGUAAUAAAUAUGUUGAUAAAGACAA